Molecule: messenger RNA, 6987 nt
Organism: Dreissena polymorpha
Lineage: Eukaryota; Metazoa; Mollusca; Bivalvia; Myida; Dreissenidae
Exons: 12
Coding region: 1-3042 (1013 amino acids)
Source: RefSeq, a predicted model, not a curated record
AUGACGCAACGACGGUUGUCCACGAGCGUGUGUGUAUCAGAGUUUAUUUACAGGUCCUACUGGCCUCUGCACGAGGUCUUUGCGCCCCCGAAGCUACUAGUGGGAAACUUCAACGAACUGAUCAAGUACCUGACACGCAACAAUGAACGCUGGGACGACCUGUGUAAGAUACGAGCCAUCUUCCUCUGGGUCACAUCCAUAGACGUGUACAACUUCAAGGUGGACGGUGUACCCCCGACACACUCGCCUCUCGAGUACUUUACGAAGAUCCAGUGUAACAUGGGCAACCACGCUCAUCUCAUAUCUGGACUCUGUCAAAUGGCGGGAAUCCCGUGCGUCAUCCUCAGCGGCAUGAACAAGAGCGCCGCCUAUGACAUCGGAGGCCGCGUUGAUCGGAAGAGCAUGGGUGCGCAGUGGAAUGCCGUUUACGUGAACGACGACUGGCGCUUCCUGGACGCUUUCUGGGCCUCGUGUGUGAUCGGCCGUAAGACGGGCGAGUGGACGCUCGUAUACUCGGACGGCAACGUGACACAGAUGGAGGACGAGGAGUCAGCGGAGGGCACGACGCAGCACCGCAUUAACGAGUUCUACUUCUUCCCCGACCCCGACAAGCUCGUCUGGACUCCCGAUUGGCACUACCCGGACGAGGUGCAGUGGCAGCUGCUUGAUCGGCCCGUCAGCCAGAAAGAGUUCGAGGAACACGUGUACCUCCGGGAGCGCUUCCACUAUCUCGGUAUGAAGCUCAUGCCCAAUAGCCACGACAGGUGCGUUCUGUCGUCCAAAGACGGCGAAAUCGAAAUCGUGUUCUCGCUUCCGCCCAAGAGCAGUGAGAAUUCCCGGUUCAAGUACAUGUUAUACCAAGGGCAGAAGUCGCGGAACAAGGAAGAAGAGGACAUAUUGCUAGACCGGUUCGUGGUGUUCGAGCACACGGCGCAUCUUCUGCGGUUCACUAUUCGGUUCCCGAUCUCAGGGCGGUUCAAAAUGGACGUGUUUGGUCUGGACGUGACGGAGUCAGACAUAUUUGAUCUGGCAUGUACGUACAUUAUUCAGUGCAAUGAGGCGAAGAAGAAUUGCUUGCCGCUACCGGACGUGCCUCCGAUCGGAUGGGGACCUGGAGCGAACGCCAAAGAAGCUGGUCUGAAACCUAUUACGCAUGACGAUGCCAUAAUUGUCACCAAGGGCGGGAACGUGGAGAUUCGUCUAGCCGCCGAAAAGAACAUACAACUGCAUCAGAUGUUGAAACACGCCCUCAUUGACGAGGCGACGCUUAGUAACUACGCGGUCACCAGACUGGAAAAUGGCGAAGCCGUCGUAAACAUCCGACUGCCACAGGGCGGUGAAUACGCGCUCAAGCUGUACGCAGACGACGCGGGCAAGGAAGGCGUGGCACCAAACGUUUUGAACUACCUGAUCAAGAGCGAAGGAAAGAACGUCAGCAAUCCGCCCUUCCCGAACAUCAGCGACGGGUCGCUGGGAGCGAAACCGCUUUCUGAGAAUCUCGGUGUCAAGGCCAUAACGCCCAAGGGUGGAAACAUUCAGGCCAAGAACGGUCGCACGCGCGUGGAGUUCCAAGCUCGAAGCGGCGUACAGCUUAUGGUUGAACUGCACAGCAGCGACGAGCUAGCUUGCAAGCGCAUGAUGGUGACCCCGAAAGAGGAGAAUGGCAAGUGGAUAUUCGACCUUGAUAUGCCGGAAGAAGGUGAAUAUUCUCUGAACGUGUUUGGCUGUUCAAAGAACUCGGUAGACAGAAUCUACAACGUGCACUCGUACCUGGUGAAAUCCGACGGCCGGAAGUUGGACGGUGCUGAGAUCGAUAUGCGCGCGCAGAACAAACACGUUCAGACGCACGUUCCCAUAGAAACAGUACAGACAUCCGACAACGAAGUUCUCAUACCUAUUCCACCCGGUUUCGAAGACGUCUGCGCGUCUCUUCACAGACGGAACGCGAACGAUCCCCCGAACGCUCACCAGGUGGAUAUCAUAGAACAGGACGGUAUCCAGCUGAUACGGGCGCGACUUCCGGAGUUUGGCGAGUAUCAGCUGAACCUGUACGACCGAGACAGAAAGGCCGUGCUUCGAAACAUCGCCAAGUACCAGAUAAAUCGGCGACCUCCAGGCGAGCUAUACGAGGACAAUACGAAGAUGCUGAUGCACAACCUCGGCGCCACACAGCCGAUCGUGGAGGAGGACGAGGAGGAGUAUGCCGCUCCCAGCAGGAUCGACAAGAACGAGUCGGACGAGGACAAGAACAAGCGCAUGGAGGCCCAGUUAGAGAUAGACCAAGAGGAACAGCGGCGCGCGACUCGGCGGCAAAUUCAGAAGGCGAUAGACAUGAAGGAUCCGGAAAUGCUGGAGCGUUACAUCCAGGCGUACGAGAAGCUUAACCCAGCCUACGACGACGAGAUGCUGGUCAAGGCGCACAGGGUGCUCGCAGCGCUGGACGCCAAGGAAGAGCUGACACAAGCUUGCCAACGCCGCGACCUGGACUCGCUGAAGAAGGCGAUCGCGCGCGCCAAGGACGUCAACUACGACCACCAGCUGGACCUCCAGCUGGCGUUGGCAAACCGCCUCCGCGACCAGCUGGAGCGGAUAGAGAAGCUGCGGCACUCCGUGCUCAAUCUGGACAGCAAGACAAUCGCGGAGAUCAAGACGUACUCAAAUCCGCCUGACGGCGUCCACCAGUCAAUGAUGGCAACGUUCAUAUUGUUGGGCAACACGCCUAAGGAAGUCAGGAACUGGCGAACGUGUCAGGCGUUGGUCGGCAAGACCGGAAAAGAGUCGCUGAUGCGCCGGAUAUCCGGUUUUGACCCCAAGGACUGUAGCCUCGCCGUGGCUCAGUUGGCGAAGCACAUGAUUGAGAACUACUCAAUGUCGCAGAUCCGUGACGUCAGUGCAGGCGCCGCGACGUUCUUUGGAUGGUCGCUGGGUAUGAUAGAGGAGAUCGAGUCCACGGGCGGCUCAGGCAUGGGCAUCAUCAGCAAACCUCCCCAAAAACAGGAGAGACCCAAGACCAAGAACAGCAGCCGCAACGGGAAGCGAUAGAUAUAAGCGUCGCCGUGGGAAAACGUGGUUUAUUGCAUGUGCGUAAAGCAUCAACCCAGAUUAGCCUGUGAAGUCUGCACAGGCUUAUCUGGGACGACACUUCACGCACGUACAUUUAGCCCCGUUUUGCCAGAGAUAGAUAUGUUUAAAUUAGUCUCCCUUAGCUCAGUGUACAAAUAUAUAUUAAGGUUUGUUACCAUGGUUUAAUGGUCAAUAAUAGUGCUGAAUUUGUCGUUUUCAUUUGGUUGGCGAAACUUCUUCGUGUUGAUAACCCAAUAUGUCAGUGAAGUGAACACUAAUAUUCGUUUGUGAAAGAAUAUGAUUUUCUGCUGCUUUUAAUUAAAAUUGUCAUUAACGCUGAUAUCGCAUGUUUAUUACUAUGGCAUUGGACUUAGGCUUUACUUUCAAAACAAUAAUUGUGCACGUAUAUGUUCUUGCUAUAGUUUUGUGAUAUAAUUCUAUAACGUGUGCGCCGCUCUGAAUACUUAGAGAAACGCAUUAUGUUUAUAUUAAUAUGUUGUAUAUUAUAUUAUUCAAAUGUAUGUAAGUAUACAACAUACAUGGUUGUAUACUAGUGAAUGACAAGUUACAGGAUUUCGGCUUUAAAAAGCACGCAUGUACGUAAUUUGCAGUUGUAUACAAUGUCAUAUUACAUCAAUUUUUAUUUUAUAACUGUACAUUAACAGUUAGUUUACAUUUACAUGUAAAAUUUCCACAUAUUUGUUCCAUACAUAAUUUUCGCAGAAAUUUGAAUUACUUGAUUGAUAUUUUAUCCCAUUCUGUGGAUGAUGACUGUUUGUCAUAAUUGUAUCUGCAAUUAUGAUAUUUGCUGAUAUGUUUAUUGUGAAAUAUCAAAACAUGUGAUCAAGCUCAUAUUGAAGAUGCACUUAAAUCAGUGUUUCGUUGGGUUGCACAAUUGAUUUGCAAAUCAAUCAUAAAGCACAAUAUAAUAAUAUGGUUUCUUCAUAAACUGCACACUUAUGCAUGUGGGUGUUUGUGAGCGAUUAUAUGUACCUAUUAUUUUCAGUAUUUCGAACAUUCUGCAAUAUUUGUUUAGUAAGGUCAUUUUGUUCAAUAAUAAAUAUGUAUUUUUAUUCCACAUUCAUACAUGCCAUGUUUAUUCAAUUUAAUUUAUGCACGGCGUUUAAGACUGUGUCUGUCAUUGUUUGCGAUUCAAAAAAUGGAUUUUACAAAAAUCACAAAAUUAUUAAUGGUAUGACUUUGUAGAUGUUUAUCAAUUGUUCCAAAUAGAUACUUUUUCAUGUUGGUAUUUUUGUCUGUGAUAUAAUGAUUUUUGUAUUGCUGCACAAAACAUAACUGUCUUUUAUGCACAAAACACUUGUCCAGUGUUACUUGAAGGUUAUAAACCGAGUUGUGUGUUAAAUUCUGUUCUCUUUUGUUCAGGUAUUUUCAAUGCUAUUUAUUACGCUUUUAAUGUUUUUGAAGAGGAAUGAUAUUAAGUGAUAUUAGGUUACAAAGUCCUAUGUUGGAUAUACACAACAUAUGGCUUCAUAUUCCCCAAUGUCAACACUAAAUACUUCCCAUUUAUGUCUAAUAGUUUGAUUGGACACAUGCCUAUUUAAUUCAGACACGGCUAUCAAAGCUGACAUUGCAAGCCGAAACUAGUUCGAAAUCAAAAUACUGAUAGUACUGGUGUGACGAUGCUUUUGAAGAGGAUGGAUAUAAAAACAUCAAUUUAAGUUUAUCUAUAUCACCCGAUUUGUGUAUGUGGGUACGAACAUUUUGGGUACGAAAAAAAUUUUGGGUAUGAACAUUUUGGGUACGAAAAAAAAUUGGGUACGAAAAAAAUUGGGAACGAAACAUUUUGGGUACGAAAUAAAAAUUUGGGGGUACGGGCAAGUAGUACCUGUGGGGAACUUGACCCAUUCGGCGAAACUGGGAGGCGGGUUACAUUCUCGAUCAAAUCUUACAAGAAAUAUCUUUAAAAAGAUAAUCGGCGUGUAUUUUUCUGUACCACUUUUCGUAAACACUUUCUAUAACAAUAAAAUGUUUGUGGGUUAUUAAAAUUACGUUUCAGCAGAUAUAUACAAAACAUGACAUGAUCGUUAAUAACACAUGUACAUCAUACCUUACCUUUAUUUCAUUGUUUACGUUCUUAAUUUUAUUAUGUUAUAUGUACGAACGUGAUUUCUCAUGCCCAUGGACAUAUGCUUUUUUACUGUUGAAUAUUGUUUGUUAAUUUUAGUUCAAUACGCAUAGGCAUGUUUGUUCAUUAAGUAUGGCAAUACUUUCAUGAUGAUUCUCGAAAGAAGGUAUGAGCACAUAGCCGGACCAGGUGAGCUCAAUCGUAAGAGCACUUGCAUAUCCGAGUUCGCCCAGGAACAUAUGGAUAAGUUAACUAACCAAAGCGAUAUGACAUCAUACAUGUAUAUGCUGAAAUCUAACAAACGAACGAAUUAUCAAACAUGGUAUGUACACUUAGCUGGUUGUGUAAUUUCUGUUAGAAUAUCGUAUUAAAUGUAAAUUUAAAAUGAUUGUGCCCGCACGUGAGUUUGUUUCCUUUUUAAGUCUAUACGCCCCAAGGCUGCACCCAGUGUGUAUUUGUGUUAUGAGUUACCUCCGCGCCUAAGGCUGCAUAAUGUUGGGACCCGGAGUGUGUUCAGCACUCCUACCUAAUAAGCUUAGACUGACGACAGUUGGGACGAAUUAGGAAUGAUAGCUGCAAUUUCCAGCUAUUUAUUUGUUUACUGAAAUACUUCUUAAUUUGUGAUAUGGUCUUGUGCUGCGGGGGAUAGGAUUUACGGAGAAAACCCCUCCUGUUCGGUAUGGUGACCACAAAACAAACACACACAAAAAAAAAUUGGGCCGGAAGCGGGAAUCAAACCGGUGUCGUAAAAAGCGUACGUGCCGACCACUGCGCUAGCGGGACGGACAACGACUCAAAGUUAUGUUGUUUUAUUUAUAUAUAUCAUGGCAGUGCAGCGUUUACAAUUUUCAGGUUCGAAAUUGUUCGUAUUCUUUUGAUUUGUGAUCGAGUAAAAAGUUAAUUUUACAUGUUUUCAUUCGCAAUUUAUAUAAAAAAAAACGAGAACAAAUAUCAAACACAAUAGAGAAAAUAUAUAGUUGUUUCAUUGGUCCAUAAAGAUAAAAUGGAUGUAAAAUUACUAAUUUAAAAUUAACGUUUUCAUACACUUAUUGAAUCUGUUUCCCCAGAAUAUGCUGUUCUAUUAAUAUUUACCUUUAUCAGUUAUAAUCAACGAGGUAUGCCGAUUAUAAAAGUCGAGCUAUCUCAAUCGGACUGGCUCGGUCUUUUACAUAGGUCGCAAUUGUGAAGAAUUUUUUUCAUGGUAUGAUAACUUCGCAGCAUCGUCAAAAAGUAUUAAUUAAUAUGAGAUUACAAUUAUAGAAAAAAAACCUGAUACUUUUCAGUAUGAAGCAAAUAUAACAAUUUUUAGUUUUACACGUCAAGUGUAUACGCAAAGAUCUAUCAAUAAUAUUUAAGUUCAUAUCUGUUUGUAUUUGUAUAGUGAUAACCAAAAAAAGCUCGCAUAUGCCUCUUAUUGAACGAAAGAAGUUACAAUUUAUAUAAUCAUUGAACACGUCCUUUUUAUGCAAGGAAAACUACUUUCAAAACAUACGGCUCCGCCAAUGGUUUGAAUCAGAAGACCGGUAUAAACCCACAAUGUUUCUCCUUCUUAUUCUAUUGAAACAAGUUGCGAGUAAAGGUAGAAUCAUCUGUAUAUAUGCAUAGUAUAUGCCCCAAAAUCCGUCCAGAUUUAUUGACAGUCCUACUCGACUAUGCAUCUAUUUUUUAAUGGGAUUACUUAGAAAUAAUUAAAUACUAAACUUAUUUUAAAAUAAGCAAAAGUCUAUUAUCUGAUCCCAGUGUUUACACGUAACAAUGCUUGUUACACAUUUGGGCCCACAUUUGCUUGUUACACAUUUUCGAAUGUAUGUGUCAUUUGAAAUAAAUGAAAACCUAGA